ACCCUCGCCUAAUAUCUGGUUUUCAUUUAGCUAAUGUUCUUCCAUGUGAGGGAUACUGGGCUUGCUUGUUAAUUGGACAACGCCCCGCUCAUGCAUUUGAAAGCCUGACAAUGUCAUUUUGCUGGGCAUGCCCUUCCCUCUCAUAUGAUGAAGUGCAGUCAUCUCAUCCUCGCUAUGCAUGGUCAUGAUACAAUUUAGACUCCGCAUCCUAAAAACUUUAUCACCCGUUCUCAACAGCCUUCCUUGCCUCAACUGUUGGAUCAUUAGGUUGGUAUCUACGAACCCACGAGAUCCAACGGUUUUAAUACAAGUAAUCUAGAUCGGAAUGCCUUACCCGAAUAGUCAAUUAACAUAAAAAUUUAGGUUUGACUUGUUCUUUACUACUCAUAACAUGAACUGUUGACCCCUCAAAUGGGCUAGACUUUUUCACAAGUGGGAACCUAGAGAAAAGUUUCACUCUUCAAAUUCAACUAAAUGGAAAGAAAUCCGGAGGAAAUUGCUUUGCAUGUGUCCUGGCCACUCCUUCCUCAUCACUUCCUCAUUACCUUUACGAAAUGUCAGAAAACUGAAACUGGUCUCGGUCAAAGUCAAUGGUCAGAAUAGUUUUUUUGAUAUUAUACUUAGAAGAAUUAACCACAUCCAUCUCUUUCACACUUCAAUCUUCGGAGAAAGUGAAUAAGAAAAGAAUUUCUCCAUCCUCAGCAUGCCCCUCUGAACUCUAAACCUUCAUUCCACAUGACAUUAUGCACCCAUGAGAGCGUGAACUUACUCAAAUGGGUGACGCGGCCCCUCUCCUUCUCUCGUCCCCUUCGCACUCCAUCCUCGUCUUCGUCCUCAUCGUCGCAUGAGUUCGAAGGAGACGAAGAUGUCCACUGUACCGAAUGCCGCCGCUCUUUUAGCUGCGGAACCGUCCAAAAUUUAACUUAUCCUUUCUGGGGAGGCGAUUGACCCCAAUUCUGUGGACUCGAAGCAUUCAAGGUCGAGUGCUCUGAGGACGAGUACCCUAUCCUUGAGUACCAAGCGCAAAAGUACCGAGUCCUCAAGAUUGAUCAACAUCUUCGUUCGUGCUUGCGUGAGUUUAGGAAAUACUAGCAUGAUGGAUUCCACUCUCUUCCAUAUGAACCCCGCCGUUAAGAGCCUCAGCAUCUUCUAUGGAUGUCUGGACACGUUAAAGAACAAACACAACGAGUUCGAGUGCUUCUACAACGACUCCAGGAAGUCGGCUUUCUUCAUGGAUGACAUUUUCUGCCGCCUCCUUCCAGUCCAAAUGAAUCUCCAAAACUUCAUGUGUGGAGCUAAUUGUCGCCAAUCGGUCCUUGUCUUCAUCUUCACCAACUUAGUCUAUCAGGCUCUUUCGGAUGAUGCGCAAUACGAGGCCAAAAUGAAUAAUUGAGGCUCAUAGAUCAUGUUCAAACGAAUCUCCAAAAAUAUAUAUGCAUUUUUUGAAAGUUUUAGGACUAAAUUAGACAUUCCCGACAAGUUUGAGGACUUAAUUGUACUCUUUUAAAAUUUUAAAACUCAAUUGUACUUUCACGAUAAAUUUUAAGACUACCAAUGCACUUAUUCCUACCAAAUAUCAUCAGUCACAGUUAGAGAAACUCGUCCAGAUGAAGGUUAGCCUCAGUUUUUUAGGCUCCCAUCCCACUUCUGUUUCUAGUCUUAGGCGAUGGGCCUGCGCCUAUCUAGAACGCUGCUAACUAUUUCUUGAGGUCCUUAUGAAGUGUCCUCAAGUGAAUCGUGAACGAGAUCAGCAAAGCUCGUUUGAUUGGGCGGGGCUGCGUGUGGAAAUUGUUGUGUAGGAGUCCAACUCCUCCUAAGUCAAGUUUACAAUUAGCCAUCAGCUCAAGCUAAUUGGCUGGUUUCCACAUGCCUUCUUCUCCUCCUCCUUUUUAGCUUUUGUCGCGGGCGCCAAAGUCCUGAUCUUCGGAUGACUAAGUCAAGAGGUUCUCAUUUUAGUGCAUUGGCGUCAAGUCGUUCCCCAAAAGCAUCAUUGUUCUUAUCCCUCUUGCAUCCUCUUCCUUUUUACAUGUACCAUCCCUUGUUUUGCUCCACACACCAUCUCCCUUCGGAUGGAUCUUACCAUGUCGUGGUCCUCCCUCUCCUUGCUCUUCUUCAUCUCAGUCCAUAUUCACUUCCUGGUUCCAGCUUCUUGCGAAUUCCGGCCGUUCUUAGAUUACGAUCCUUUUGUUUGCGGAGAUCAACAACUCAGUUAUCCUUUCAAGCAUGUUACGCAACCAAGUUACUAUGGGUAUCCAGGCUACGAGCUCGACUGUGACGGAGAUAACUUUACCCUGUCCAUGGAGUCCCUAGAAUAUCGUGUGAUCCACAUAGAUAGGAGUGCAAAAAUCCUCAAGGUGGAGAGGUCGGAUUUAUCAGACGAUAUAUGUCUUCCAAAAUAUGUGGACACUGCUUUAAACUUCAGUCUCUUUGACUACGCUUCCCAGUACUUCAAUUUCACCUUAUUCUACGGUUGCAACUCAUCAUCGACCCCCCAACUUUAUGAUCGGUUCCCUUGUCCCCUGUCUAGAGAUGGCUACUUUGCUUUUGAUCCGUUCUGUGAAACAGUGCUACACAAGCUAUGCAACUUCAUUGUCCUUGUUCCAAUUUCACUAAGUGAAGCUCCAGGUCUACCAACACCACCACCGGAGGGCGGUGACCAUGGUACUACUGUUAUUGGUGCUACUAUUAGUGAGUUACUGAACAAAGGCUUUGAGAUCACCUGGAUUGCCGACACAACGCAGUGCGACAAUUGCACUGAAUCGGGGGGAAUAUGUGGGUAUAACUGGGAAAGGAAACGAUUCAAUUGCUUCUGUCUUAAUGGAGCCUAUUCACCGACCUGCAACGGAAAGCGAGUUUCGGGAAGCUUCCCUGCGAGUAUGUAUGCUUACUCUCACCUGUUAUGUGGUUUUUAAUUAGCUAAAGCUGUUCAGUGAGAUGGAUUGCUGGGCGUAACCAUCCCUUUGCUUGUCAAUUGGAAAACAACCCGCUCAUGCCCCUAGAGCCUCACAAUCUCAAUUUGCUGGGCAUACCCUUCCCUCUAAUGAAAUGCAGUCAUCGAUAAGGUUACAAUUUAGACUCCUAGUUUUAAAACUUCUGUCAUCCCAUCCUCUGCAACCUUUCUUGCCUUAAUCGUUUGAUCAUAAGGUCGGUAUCUGUGACCCCAAAGAUCCAACGAUUUAAAUACAUCGAGUGAAGAUCCAAAUUCACCGUAAACUUUCACACCAGGGAAGAGUAAUUCAAAUGGGAGUAGUGCAUUAGCCGAUAAGUCA
Molecule: messenger RNA, 3269 nt
Organism: Syzygium oleosum
Lineage: Eukaryota; Viridiplantae; Streptophyta; Magnoliopsida; Myrtales; Myrtaceae
Product: LEAF RUST 10 DISEASE-RESISTANCE LOCUS RECEPTOR-LIKE PROTEIN KINASE-like 2.7
Exons: 1
Coding region: 2070-2912 (280 amino acids)
Molecular function (GO): polysaccharide binding
Source: RefSeq, a predicted model, not a curated record